AUGUCCACCACGACGCAGCAAUCGGACACGUCGUGGAAGCCCAUCAAGAUUCUGUACAUCAUCACGAGCCUUGCGCCCUUCGACUGGAACCCCUUCGGCCCGAGGAAGUGGAAUUACUUGCAGGAGGCGGAUCCCACCGGAACGAAGACGGACAUGCACUGCAUCUGGUUCGCCCGGGCUCACAAGAAGGGCGACGCGUACAACGGCACCUAUCAGAGCCAAUACGACCCCACGACUGGCAGGCAUGACCUCGUGAAGAUCAGCGGCAUCGCUGCGUGGGAUACCGUGGCGGUGCAGAAGUUCGUGGCGGAGCACUACGAAGAGGGUAACACUCGGCUGGUGAUUGGGACGCAUGGGCAGGGCGACUGGUUCUGGAUCCUGAACUACACGACGGAUGGUGGCCGUACGUACCACCAAGGGGAGUCGGUUUCGGUCAACCAGGUGAUCCGGGAGAACUUCCAGGGGCGGCACUUCCUCAGCACCGUGCUGGACUGCUGCCUCAUGGGGGAGCUGUACACCAUGAGUAACUUCAACAGCAUUACCAACUACGUGGGGUGUGGGGAAGGCUUCCAGUGGGGCGACGACUGGGACCUGAACGGGACGAUGUUCUCGGCGACCUCGGCGCUGGCCCAGAGCAACCCAAGCAUCAACACGUACAACGCGCUGGUGGCAACGGGGGAGCACUUCAUGCAACACUCUCCCCUGGGGAGAAACGACUUUGGGAUCUACUUCACCCCGAGCGCCGAUGCCCUGCUUACGCACAUCAACGAGAGCCCGAUCUACCACGGCAUACUGAAGGAGACCUCCGAGAAGAUUGCCAGACAUACACCCAUCACCGAGAAGAACUUCAACUACAGCUUUUACACAGUGGCGGAUGAUGACGACUCCAGCGACACGCAGUACCUCGUGGAUGUGUGGAAGCUGGCACUCACCAACCCGAGCGACACCAAGCUUGUCACGCUGUUCCGAAGUGUGUUGCGGUGGCACCAAGGGCAGCAUUGCGGCUCUGGCCCCGAGACACCGGCCCACUACAACUUCCAGCUCAGCGGUCUCUCCCUUACGUCUGGUCAUGUCAGCAACUCCAUCUCUCCGAUUCUGAUUCGACGGCUCACAGGAACUGCUCCGAACGAAACCCUUCCGGUGUAUGCGAUCGCCUUCAUUGCUCUUCUUGCGUUGGUGCUGGUGGUUGGGCUGCUGCUCGGAAGGCGUCCGAAGUCAAUGUCAUCGAUGCGAAACCUCAGCGAGGCAUCAGACGAAGGGCAUAUGAUGGAGCUGUAUGUCCCAGAAGCCUAUUCUAAUUAUUAA
Messenger RNA from Symbiodinium necroappetens, 1305 nucleotides. The record is from the annotation of a GenBank genome assembly. Lineage: Eukaryota; Dinophyceae; Suessiales; Symbiodiniaceae.